UUGCCCAAAACCCUUGGGUGGGAAUACUUCGUUUGGCCUUUCUGAAAGCACAUUCACGUGGCAUGAAGACCAAUCAACGUUUAUUAAACUUGAUGCUCUUCUCACCUAUUCUUAAAUAUACAUUCAUACAUAUGAAAUCGGCAAGAGAAAUUUAGCUCAACGAACUGACGUCCAGGCCUCUCCUUAAUUUCUUUCUCUUUCUGCUUCUUUCUUUUUGUCUCUUCUCUUGCAGAUACUCAAAAUGGCAGAAGGGUUACUAACGAGUUCGUUCAUUAUGAAAAGUGGUGUCUCCAUUCAUAGCUUUCAUAGUGAACCACUGCUGCCAGAUGAGCCUUCUGGGCCUGUCACUUCCAAGCUUAUUUUCAGCAGCGUGGUUGCCGUAUGCGGCUCUUACGUUUAUGGACAUGCCGUGGGAUAUUCAUCGCCCGCUGAGUCCGGAAUAGUUGACGACCUUGGCCUGACGACGGCACAGUAUGCUGUUUUCAGCUCUAUAUUGACAAUAGGAGCAAUGCUGGGAGCGGUGAUAAGUGGGAGAAUUGCAGACUUCAUUGGACGAAGAUGGGCAAUGGGAAUUUCGGAAUUGAUCUGCAUAGCUGGUUGGGUUUUAAUGAUAUUCGCCAAGGAUGCAACAUGGCUAGACUUGGGAAGAUUUAUAUUGGGAUGUGGAAUUGGACUUACUUCUUAUUGCGUUCCCAUAUAUGUUGCAGAAAUUUCUCCUAAACAUGUUAGGGGAGCUUUUACUGCCCUAAAUCCGUUGUUUAUGGGUUUAGGCCAAUCUUUGGCCUUUCUCUUCGGUUCUAUUGUCAACUGGCAAAUCUUGGCUUUUAUAGGAAUUGUUCCAGGACUAAUACAACUUCCUUGCCUAUUCUUCAUUCCAGAGUCCCCCAGAUGGCUGGCAAAUAUAGGUAAAAUGAAAGAGUUUGAAGAUUCUCUGCAGCGCCUGAGGGGACCGGAUGCUGAUGUUGCUCCAGAAGCGGCUGAAAUCAAAGAAUAUACAGAAUAUCUUACGCAGAUGUCAGAAGGUGGAUUUUUCAACAUGUUCCAACGAAAAUAUCUUUAUACACUCAUUGUUGGAGUCGGCCUGAUUGUAUUCCAACGAUUUGGGGGACUCUAUGCUUUUGUCUUCUAUGCAAGCACCAUUUUUGAGGAUGCAGGCUUUCCGAGCAAGAUUGGUACCAUAGCGGCAUCUGUUGUUCAGAUUGUAACAACUGUUUUGGGAAUUCUCUUGAUAGACAAGGCUGGAAGGCGACCGAUGUUACUGAUUUCCACUGUAGGAUCUUGCUUCGGUUGUUUCAUUACAGGAUCGGCAUAUCUAUUUAAGGACCUUGGCGCUGAGAGGGAGCUCACAGCUUCCUUGGCCCUUAUCGGUGUAUUGGUGUAUUUGGGACUUCUUCAGCUUGGUCUAGGAGGAAUACCCUGGAUUAUAAUGUCUGAGAUUUUUCCCAUAAACAUUAAGGGUCCGGCCGGAAGCCUUGUUGUCCUUGUCAGUUGGCUUGGAUCCUGGCUUGUUUCCUACACUUUCAGCUAUUUAUUUGAUUGGAGCCAAUCAGGAGUCUUCUUUAUAUAUGGUGGCAUAUGUGCUCUUGGUGUUCUUUUCAUUGCAAAGCUGGUGCCAGAAACCAAGGGUCGAACAUUAGAAGAAAUACAAGAAUCAAUGAUGAAUGGUAGCCAUUAAGAUGAACACAUUGCAGACCAUUUGGAGACAUUGAUGUAUCCUACAUUGAUGUUCAACAGAAAAGAGAGAGAGAGAAUUUGGGUUUUCUGCAAUAAGAUCAGAUUAUUUUUUUAAAAAAAAAAAGACAGAAUGAAAAAGAAUUAAAAAAGCUCUUAGAAUUAUGUCUGAUUUUAGCUUUAAGAGUAUUUUUGAUUUAGGUGAGUUGGAUUAUUCUUGGAUUGUAUAUAUCCUGCAUUUUCGUUUGUUCUAAUGAUCAACUGCAGUUCAUAUUAUCACAAUCAAUAAAAACAGUUUUCAGCUUUGGUUCUUCAUAUUUCAA
Molecule: messenger RNA, 1994 nt
Organism: Mangifera indica (mango)
Lineage: Eukaryota; Viridiplantae; Streptophyta; Magnoliopsida; Sapindales; Anacardiaceae
Product: sugar transporter ERD6-like 5
Exons: 18
Coding region: 242-1675 (477 amino acids)
Biological process (GO): transmembrane transport; carbohydrate transport
Cellular component (GO): membrane
Molecular function (GO): sugar transmembrane transporter activity
Source: RefSeq, a predicted model, not a curated record